This is a messenger RNA of Rotaria sordida, 1251 nucleotides long. The record is from the annotation of a GenBank genome assembly. Lineage: Eukaryota; Metazoa; Rotifera; Eurotatoria; Philodinida; Philodinidae.
AUGCAGGCGCUCAGAGAACGUAUAUCAUCAAAAUUAAGUGAUAAAUCAAAAUCAAAAGAUAAAGAGAAAGAAAAAGAAAAAGAAAAAGAUGGGUCAUCAUCAUCAUCACUUAGAACUAGUACCUCAGCUGAUGGUAAACAUACAACAUUAAGUGAUUCACAUCGUCAUCAAGGUUCAACAUCAUCAUCAUCAACUAUAACAACAAAUACAACAUCAGUCAAUGUUCAAUCAGCUGAAAAAGUCAAAGCAUUUUUAGCUAAAGCUAAAGAUGAAUUUCAAGUUAAAUACGACAAACCAACCCAGAAUACUGCCAAACCCGAAGAUUUCGAACGUAUACGAACGCUCGGAACAGGUUCAUUUGGACGUGUUAUGCUUGUUAAACAUUUAACAAAUGGAAAUUUCUAUGCAAUGAAAAUUCUUGACAAACAAAAAGUUGUUAAAUUAAAACAAAUUGAACAUACACUCAAUGAAAAACGUAUUCUUCAAGCUAUUUCUUUUCCUUUUCUUGUCAAUUUGGAUUAUCAUUUUAGAGACAAUUCCUAUUUGUAUAUGGUUUUGGAAUUUGUACCCGGUGGUGAAAUGUUUAGUCAUUUACGUAAAGUCGGUCGAUUUAGUGAACAACAUGCUCGAUUUUAUGCUGCUCAAAUUGUAUUAACAUUUGAAUAUCUUCACUAUUUAGAUAUACUUUAUCGAGAUCUUAAACCUGAAAAUUUAUUAAUCGAUGCUGAAGGUUAUUUAAAAGUAACUGAUUUUGGUUUUGCCAAAAAAAUUAAAGGUCGAACUUGGACAUUAUGUGGUACACCAGAAUAUUUGGCACCGGAAAUAAUCUUAUCAAAAGGAUAUAAUAAAGCAGUUGAUUGGUGGGCAUUAGGUGUAUUAGUAUAUGAAAUGUCAGCUGGUUAUCCACCAUUUUUUGCUGAUCAACCAAUUCAAAUUUAUGAAAAAAUUGUAUCAGGAAAAGUUCGAUUUCCAUCACAUUUUAGUAGUGAUUUAAAAGAUCUAUUACGCAAUCUUCUUCAAGUUGAUUUAACAAAACGUUUUGGAAAUUUAAAAAAUGGUGUUGAUGAUAUUAAAACUCAUAAAUGGUUUUCAGCUACAGAUUGGAUUGCUACAUAUCAACGAAAAGUAGAAGCACCAUUUAUACCGAAAACAAAAGGACCCGGUGAUGCAAGUAAUUUUGAUGAAUAUGAAGAAGAACCACUUCGUAUUGCAACAACGGAAAAAUUUGGAAAAGAAUUUGAAGAAUUCUAA